Molecule: messenger RNA, 3518 nt
Organism: Stylophora pistillata
Lineage: Eukaryota; Metazoa; Cnidaria; Anthozoa; Scleractinia; Pocilloporidae
Product: neuronal acetylcholine receptor subunit alpha-10
Biological process (GO): monoatomic ion transmembrane transport
Cellular component (GO): postsynaptic membrane
Molecular function (GO): transmembrane signaling receptor activity; acetylcholine-gated monoatomic cation-selective channel activity
Source: RefSeq, a predicted model, not a curated record
GCCAUAAAGCUUUGCAAAAGGCUUGAAUUCAGUUGUUGCCUGGCUGAGUAAGUUGUGGCGUCUUCAUCAUCUGUCGAGUAUAUUUCCGCUUUACGCCAUAAUUGUCUCUUAUCUGUUCUUGACAGUGCACAUGAAACUAUGUCUAGAGCUCUCCUGGGAGAAAGACCUGGUCAAAGAAGCUCUUGGUAUCCAUGGUAUUACAUCAAGGUGUCGGAGCACGACGAUUGAAUUUGCUGAAGUAGUUCCCUUUUGAAACGUCUGUCGUCCAUCAUUCUACGCCUUCGACACAAAUUAAAGUUUAGUGAGAAGCAGUAUAUCGAAAGAGAAGAUACAAUAGCGUAUAAGCGCUUGUUUUGAGCUUUGCAACAAAUGAAUAAAGAAACUGAAAAACUGAAUUGAGGGGAUUCAUAUAGAGCGUAGAAAGAUCUGCAACCUUGAUAGGAAAGCACGUACUUAGCGACGAGAGCGUCUUCUCUGAGCCACGACCUUGUGAUUUUGCUUAUUACCUCGGUACGGAUGGAUGUUGCUGGCAUUCUGAAGGUUUUAAUCCUGUUUUUGUCUGGGACUUGGUUCAUCAGAGGCAACCAGGGCAGAGAAUACGAACGAGCUUUGUUGAAGAAAUUAUUUCACUCCAAUUAUGACAAGAAUGAAAGACCUGUUGUGAAUGAUUCGGAUACGGUGACUGUUGUAUUUGGGUUAACACUCAAUCAGAUCGUCGAUGUGGACGAAAAAAAUCAAAUUUUGACAACAAGCGCCUGGGUGAGACAGAUAUGGAAUAAUCCUCUGUUAGCAUGGAAUAGCAGUGAGUUUGGGGGAUUGACAACAAUUAAUGUGGCUCCGAAGAAUGUUUGGCUCCCAGAUCUUGUUCUGUAUGAAAACGCCGACGAUGAUAUUAGCUUUGGUGGCAACUUGGACCGCAUGAACUUCCGAGUGGUCCUUCAUUACUCGGGAAAAAACGUAUGGCUUUCUCCAGUCACCUUCAAGAGUAAAUGCCGCAUCGACAUCAAGUAUUUUCCAUUCGACACACAGAACUGUAAAAUGAAAUUCGGUUCUUGGACUUACGACGGCUUUCGGUUAGAUGUCAUGAACGAGAGCACUUCGGCCGACCUGGGAAAUUACAUCGAGAGCGCCGAAUGGAAGUUGGUCGGUGCUCCUGCAAUGCGCAACGUUGUGACGUACUUUUGUUGUGAGGAGCCUUUCCCAGAUGUGACGUACACGAUUAUCAUCCGGCGACGGUCGCUGUUCUAUUUGAUGAACUUGAUAUUACCGCUGGUCAUAAUCACAGUGUUGAUAAAUGUGUCCUUUGUCCUUCCUGCAGAAUCAGGUGAACGUAUUUCGCUCACAAUUACCAUGCUUCUUGCUAUGACAGUUUUUAUGUUGGUGGUGGCGGAAACAAUUCCUCCGUCUUCUGAUGUAGUUCCACUCAUUGCCAAAUUUUACAUGGCUGGUAUGGUUGAGAUGGCCAUAGGCUUGGUGUGGACCUGUUAUAUUUUGAAAUACUACCAUUCGGAUGUCAUCGAGAUGCCAUCGUGGGUUCGGAAGUACGUUCUCGGCCAUCUCGGACACUUCUUCGGAAUCAGUAUGGAAAAUCUUAAGCGCAUCCAGGAACACUCAAACCUCCGCAAAGAUACGGGUCGCAAGGCAAUUAUUCAAACUGGUUUGGAACCGGCCGGGAGAAAGAUCACGAAUACACUUUUUGUGCCAAACGGCCAAAGCAAAAACCCUUAUGAUAGCCAUUAUGAUAGCCAUUAUAGACGUAUUCCUUCAGCAACCAACGGUUUCUCAUCACCGAUGCUGAAUGCAUCAGAUAUCUCUUUAAACCAAAUAGACGGUUUCCAGGAUCCGGUUCUGCAACUUGGAGAAAGGAUUCUUGAGAGAGUUGACACCCUUGUCGAGAACUCUGUUGUUGAUGAUAGGAUUAACAAUCACAAGGAGGAAUGGCGUAUCGCCGCCAUGGUGAUGGAUAAGUUGUCCCUCUGGGUGUUUGGAACCUCGGUUCUUGUCACUGUGCUGGCGUGUUUCAUGCAGGCACCAGGUUACGUUGCAUGAUUCGCGUUGAAUAAUAGAGAGAGCUGGUUUUCAAAGAAGUGUCUUUGGAAUCAAACUUUGUCGUAUGCAUUUUUGCCUUUUUCUGUGCAAGUUGGUCAGUUUUUCCAUGAUUACAAUGGGUAUAUUGUAUUGUAAUACUUCAAGCUACAAAUGCGACUUUUGCCUGAAUCGGGGUGGAGGGGGGGUGGUGGUGGAUGUAUUCUUGUUGAUUCAAAGGGUUCUUGAGUCUUGACUUGAGAAUCUCGUUACUUAGCAGUAAAAUGAAUUAAACUGAGCCACACGAAGGAGGUUGUACUCCACUGAACGGCUAUCGUUGCGUAAUUCAUGAAGCCACUCACUUUGCUCGUUUAUAUGUGAAGUAAGAUGCUACUAUUCAGAUAAGCGCUUCCCUCUUCGGCGAGAAGAUGUGUUCCCUCCUUGUGGUUUUACAGGCACGUGAUCCUGUUGGCGAUACUAAUCACGUGGGUAAUUAUCCCAUCCCUUUUUCAGGUAAUUUGUAGGAACGUUGGGUGUGCAUAAAAAAACUUAGGUACCAAUUUUGCCGCUUUUAAAACUCAGGAUCGUCUUUUCCCCUUGAUGCACAGUUUAUGCUGUUUUCAACGAGCCGAUGUUAUAUUACGAAAAAACGGUUACAUCUUGCAAUGAGUUAAAAAAAUUUGAAAACGCGCUUUUCCUGGGUUUAACACUCCUUGUCUUAACCUAGAUUUGAAAUGAGAAUUUAGUGUACCUGUGUUUUUGCAUAAAACGAAAGGGAGCAUGUUUCGCCAUGUUAUUUUUUAUGAUGUAAUAGGUAUUCAAUUUAAUAGCUUGCUAGAAAUUGCAAUAAGUUUGCCGAUACAAAACACCAAUAGAUUGUAUGACUGUUGAAUAUGAACUAUUUAUCACACUGUAUAGUUAUCAGGCCGCUCAUACUCAUCGUUUCCUAUAAUUUGCCUCUUUAUAUUAAAUACACUAAUUUUGGACAUUGAUGUUAACAGAAUAGCAGAGUCUGUGGUGGCCUUCAUCGUUCCAGUCUUACCUUUAACAGAUGAAAUAUGAUUCAGAGAAUUUUAUAAAUUUAGUUAAAGUAGAUUUGCUCACAGUGUGAGUAUGAUUACGUGAGAAUGUGUGUGCGUAUGUAAAAUAAACCCGUCGAAAGUAGUUCGGAAUGAAAUGUGCCCAGUUUGGUUUGGUCUUCAUCAUUGGUCUAAAAAAAUUCCCGCCACCCUUUCAACCAAUCAAAAGCAAAUUAAAACUUGAACUCUCAUUAGGAAGGGGGAAUGGCCGGGGGCAAUGGUGAGAACGCUCGCUUCCCACCGCUGAGGCCCAAGUUUGAUUCCUGGCCUGACGUCACAGGUGGGUGGAGUUUCUUGUUGGUUCUCGUCCUUGCUCUGAGGGUUUUUCUCCCGAUCCUCCAAAUGUACUCCCUCCACAUAAACCAACCUCUCAAAUUCUAAUUCAACCUGGAAACAGUAGACAAGAGGAGCCAC